CUGACACCCAUCCAGUAUAAUGGUCUCACCAAUACCCAGACCUCAGCCUCCACAGCCCCGCAAUACAAAAACAGGAGCCACAAAACCAGUUUCUUUCUCCCCACAAUCAGAGACACAAACACAAGCUGAAUCAGUUACACAGAAGCAGCCACAAGCAGAACUACCGCCACAAGGGGGAUCGGCAAAACUUUCAGCAAAACCUUCACUUUACGCAAAAUAUCGUGCUCUUUCCUUAAAGGUAAAACUAUACAUAUGGAUAACCACGGCAGGGGCUGCUUGGCUCGCAGACUCUCUCAGUGACCGUAUCUUCGAGCAAAACAUGAUAGAUGCGGAAGCCAAUCGUCGUGUAGAGAUGGAAAUCCGGAAAAUGAGGGAACUCGAAGUGCUAGAAAGAAAUAGCGCUUCAAGUAACCAAAAAUGAUAUUCGACCCAUCAGGGGCCUCUUACCUUGCAUUUGGUUUCCCCAAUCAUGUUCUCAUAGCAAAAGUCCUGGUUUUUUAAAAAGUGGCAUUUUGUUCCACGAUUAGAUAUUACACUCAUUUGUCCAUUAUUGUAUAGAUAUGCAAUUCGGUAUGCAUUUCUCAAUACACAAAGUUAUGUGACAAAUAAUUGAACUUUCAAGGAUGAUUUACAUCGAAAUAUUUUGUUCC
Messenger RNA from Pichia membranifaciens NRRL Y-2026, 650 nucleotides. RefSeq lists its product as hypothetical. NCBI's taxonomy places the organism in Eukaryota, Fungi, Ascomycota, Pichiomycetes, Pichiales, Pichiaceae. The coding region runs from base 20 to 421 and encodes 133 amino acids. The transcript has a single exon. The record is from RefSeq and is a predicted model, not a curated record.